UUGAAGAGCUGAAAUUUGUUCUUCAAAGCACGCGAUAACAAGCCCUAGGCCGUAAAACUGAGGAGCAAUAAUUUGUUUUUGGGAGAGCAUCUGAGAUUUGAAUCUCCUAAUUCAGGCUGCGCUGAUCGUUUCUACCUGUCCAAUUUCUCCAAAAGGCUUGUAAUAUUUGUUAAAGAAGAUAGACUGCAAUGAGAUUCAAAACAAGGGAGGUGGUUUCAAGGAAGUUAUUGAUACCUUGCCCUUCUUCUCCACAAGGUGCAGAGUGUUUCAUAACUGGAGACGUUGUUGAGGUCUUCCAUCAAUAUUCUUGGAAGAUUGCUGUGGUCGUGAAUGUUCUAGGAAGCAAAAAAGAAAGUAGAAAUAAGAAGAUCAAUCCCAAGGUUUCGACAUGCAAGAAUCAAUAUUUAGUGAGGCUAGUUGGGUGCUCAAAGGAAGUGGCUAUUGAUAGAACGAAGAUCAGGAUGAGACAGAAAUGGCAUGAUGGAAAAUGGGUUCAAUCGACAAAGAUUCCUCAAGUAGGUGAUGAUUUAAUAGUGAGCAAACCAUCAAAGUCUUGUCUGAAGAUGAACUCCCAGGGUCCAGCGUUCAAUUCUAGAGUUAAAUAUCAACCUGGAGAAGAAUGUGGAAACUUCAAAGAUGAAGCUACACCAAGGGAAUCUGCUGUGAUCUCUUCAAGAUCCCUAAAGAGGAUGUCCCCAUAUGUUUCAUCUGUUAUUGAAGCCAAUGACGGACAUGUACAAAUGAUUCAAACAGCUGAGAAAGAAGGCUGGAAGCAGCGAGUGGUUGCUGACCGGGUACUUGACAAGGUACAUGCUGUUGCUUACCCAAACGAAACUUUGGGUGAAACAUACAUGCAUGCUUCCCGUAACGCUAUAACAAACGGAUAUGAUCAAAUCGAGAGGGAAAAACAAAAUGACGCUCUUGGGUAUUCUGGGUUCAGAAAUUCUGAAAUAAAUAGUUCUGACAGUGAUGCUAGUUCAGUUGGUAGUUGUAGCGUUACUAACCAGAGUCUUAAAAACUAUUAUAAUCGUUUUAUGCCUGUGCAUUGCCAAGAGACAGACACCCUUAGUGAUGCAGAGUCGUAUCAUCGUCCAGGCUCUGAGAGGGAGAGUUCCUCUCUCCCCUCAAAUGAGGAGGUUGAGUUCUUUUUGAAAUGAGUGGAGCAAAGCUCAAGUGCUCAUGCCAAAAAAUUGGGUGCACCAGCCAAAUAUGUCAUCUGAUGAUCAAGAGAUGCCAACUAUUGUUGUAUCCGAUCAUAGUGACUAAUUUGAUCACUGUGGACUACUAUAUAGUUUGAUUGCUGCUUAUUAGUGAAAUUCUGUGUGGAAUGCAUUGAUGAUUUUGCUUAUGGCUACAGUUUGAACUUUGAAGCAUGCAUCAUUUGCUUCCAAUGGUGCAAAGAUGAUGCCAGGGUUCUCUUGGCAUUGAACUUUGGGUGAUUCAGUUGCCUACUUUCAUUGAUAUGCUACGAUUAUGGCCACUCACUGGUAUCGCGUGGUUUAUGCCACCUCCGUUUUAUCUCCUUCCCUCCCUGCUUUAACUUGAUAUUAUAGGAUGUAUUUACCAGAGGAUGGUAAAUGUUAAGAGGGUUGUUUGUACCAAAGUUGUAUUUUCUUUAGCACCAUCUCAACCAUAUUGAAAAUUUUAGUAUCUUAUUUUAUUAUACUUUGUCAAUGGCUCAUUGCAUGAAGUCAUGCUUUAUUCGAUUAACAGAUCGUGGUAAGAUUAGAUGAUUGAUAAUGAGCCUUGAAAACAUUCUUGAGAAGAUAAAAAGAGUUGGAAAUGCAGCUGUGAGAGAUUAUGAGAAAUUAUAGUGUUCAGACUGAAUGCAGAUUGGAGAGGUGAACAUUUGUUGCUAAUGAUUUGUUACUUAUGUAUCAGAAACCCCUCUGCUUAGUGACUUGUUUUUGGCCUUCUAGCAACAGACACAUGUCAUCGGUCCUAAGACGCCAGCUGGCAAAACUUGAUUCAACUAAGGAAACAGUUGAGGAAGCUUAGAGAAAGCAAUGUAUAAUGUUGUGGGUAGCAUUUUGGCAUGAAAAAAUUGUGAAUAGUACUAUUGUUAUAAGUCAUCUUGUUAAUAGAUUUGGAUUUUUUUUUAUUA
Molecule: messenger RNA, 2104 nt
Organism: Salvia hispanica
Lineage: Eukaryota; Viridiplantae; Streptophyta; Magnoliopsida; Lamiales; Lamiaceae
Source: RefSeq, a predicted model, not a curated record